Molecule: messenger RNA, 2205 nt
Organism: Eremothecium cymbalariae DBVPG#7215
Lineage: Eukaryota; Fungi; Ascomycota; Saccharomycetes; Saccharomycetales; Saccharomycetaceae
Gene: EMC1
Product: Emc1p
Exons: 1
Coding region: 1-2205 (734 amino acids)
Biological process (GO): protein folding in endoplasmic reticulum
Cellular component (GO): EMC complex
Source: RefSeq, a predicted model, not a curated record
AUGAGGGCGUUUGGGAGACUUAUUAGUCUGCUACUAGCAGGUGUAUAUUUUGGACGUGUUGCCUUUGCAGUAUUUCAGGAUGAAGCUUAUAAAUCGGAUUGGCAAUGGAUGAACAUCGGGGAGUACAAGUGUGUGAUAGAAGACAAUCAUGGUUCAUUCUUGAUAUUAUCAGACUUAGGAGAUCAAUCAAUGCUUUCCUCUGUAAACAGAACAGAUGGUAAAAUUUUGUACAGACGGCCAGUACCAUUUAAGGCUUUUGAUUUAAUGUUGGUAGACGGGGGGAAGAAAAUGAUAUUGAAAGUUGGUAGGGGUCAAUUCGAGCUAAUUGAUACCGAAAACAGUUUUCAUCUGGGUACAUAUGUCGGAGGAUUUCAAAGUUCAUGCAUUCCUAAUUACUCUGGAAUCAGAUUCGAGGGUGAUAAACUGAAGGUAUUGGAUAAGAUUACUGAUUUAGAGAUUUUCCACGCUGUUUUACCUAAUGAACCUCGCACUAUUAAGUACGUUGAUACAGAUCAGGUUGGUUAUCUGUCUCUUUUGGUGGAACACAAUGAUUUUUAUUACUACAGUGAAUACCAUGAUGGUGAACUAACAAAUAAAUGGUCAAGAGAUGAAUCAAUAACCGAUAUUGUCGAUUUUACCUAUGUUUCUGAAGUCGACAACAACACUAAUAUGAUAUAUUCUGAAUGGAACACUGAAGGAUCUCUGAAUAUUUUUCGUGCGUAUAUCUAUCGUGUGAAACAAAAUUGGGGAAGAUUGAAGCAUUUAUUAGUUCAUCAUAAGAAAUCUCCUGGAGCUAUACUCACUGAUAUUCUCAAGGAAGAUGAAGAAGAAACUCUGAAGCAACGUAAUUUAAAGUUUGGCUUCCUGAAGAAAUUGAUAGUUGCGACUAAGAAAGGGAAAAUCGCAGCAAUUAAUAUGGAGAAUGGUGAAAAAUUGUGGGCCAUUGACACUAAUUUAUCAGAUAUUAUUGCCUUGGAGACUGCUAAGAAAGAAUCAGAAAUAUUCAUUUUUACGAACAGGGGUCUUACAUUGGUAGUUGAUCUUAGAAAUCAAUAUGAACCACACAUUAAGCAAAAAGCUACUGAGUUUGCGACUGAGAAGGUCGGACGGCUGGGGUCUUCCGAUGACUUUUAUCUAAGGGGCUCUGAUGGAUCUACCAUCAUGUUUGCUGAUAACAGCAUAAAUGACUUCAGUUCUGUUAUCGUUGAUCACACUAGUAGCUCUAUUAACGCUUAUAUUGUUGAAAACGGUGCUCUUCAUCAAAUAUGGAAAAUAGAAACACAAGAAGAUGAAGAGAUCGUAGCAUUUGCACCAAGAGAUGAUGCUCCUGUUUCAAAUAUUGGCACAAUUUUAGGUAACAGAACAGUCCUAUACAGAUAUCUGAACCCUAACUUGGCUUCUUAUAUUGUUGGGAAUAAAAAAUUGAACCUCAUUACUGUCAACGUUGUAGAUUUGGUUACUGGAAAUAUUAUCCACAGCGUUUAUGAAAAUAACACACUGAAUUUGGAUCAGCCAAUUAACUUAGUUUUUGGAGAGCACUGGAUAAUAUACUCCUAUUUCAGCCACAAUAUUGUCGCAGAGCAAAGAAUUUCAGUAAUUGAAAUGUAUGAAUCGCUUCAACCUAAUUCGAGAGUGUCAGUUGGUUCAAUUGUGCAAGAUGCUCUGAAAAAUGAUAUCAGACCUCAGUUUGUUUCGCAGUCCUUUAUAUUUCCAGAGGUAAUUAAGGAAAUGAUAAUAUCAAGAACCAAAUUUGGUAUUACCAGUAAGGCAAUAGUUCUCAAAUUAGAGAAUGGACAGAUUACCUAUCUUCCAAAAUUCUUGCUCAAUGCGAGAAGCGUGGAAAAGUCAAAAAUGUCUGCUACAGACUUACAGGAAUUUAUGGCUGCUCCAUAUGUCAGCACUAUUCCAAUUAAUGACAACUUUAUUAUCACCCACCACAGAAAUAUAGUUGAUGGAAACAAAGCAAAAUUAAUCUCUAUUGCUACAAAUCUCGAAUCUACUUCAUUGAUUUGCAGUUUAAGCCAUGAUAUAUUUUGUACUAAGAUCUCGCCAUCUUCUCAAUUCGAUAAAUUGAGCCCAAGCUUUGAAAAGGGCAAACUCUUUGCUACCAUUAUCGGUCUUCUAUGCGUAUGCUAUUUCCUGAGACCAAUCGUGGACACUAGAAAACUCAAGUCGAAAUGGUUAGUUAAGGAGAACUAUUUGUAG